This is a messenger RNA of Falco peregrinus (peregrine falcon), 2050 nucleotides long. RefSeq names its product prolyl 3-hydroxylase family member 4 (inactive) (gene P3H4). Gene Ontology annotation, cellular component: endoplasmic reticulum. The record is from RefSeq and is a predicted model, not a curated record. The transcript is spliced from 8 exons. The coding region runs from base 38 to 1345 and encodes 435 amino acids. NCBI's taxonomy places the organism in Eukaryota, Metazoa, Chordata, Aves, Falconiformes, Falconidae. Gene Ontology annotation, molecular function: protein binding; collagen binding. Gene Ontology annotation, biological process: collagen fibril organization; peptidyl-lysine hydroxylation.
CGCGGCACUGCGCGGGCAGUGCGCGGCGGCGGCGGGGAUGGGCGGCGCGGCGCUGGCGCUGCUGCUGGCGGCGGGGCUGUGCGCGGCGCAGUACGAGGAGUACAGCGUGCGCGGGUUCCCCGCGGCCGCGCUGGAGCCGCUGCAGCGCGCCUACGCGCGGGCGCUGGCGCAGUACGCGGGGGCGCAGUGGGCGGAGAGCGCCCGGGAGCUGGAGGCCAGUCUGCGCCUCCACCGCCUGCUGCGCGACAGCGAAGCGCACUGCCACCGCCGCUGCGCCGCGCCCGCGGAGGGGGCCCCCGCGGAAGAGCCCCCCGCCGAUGGGGACCCCGCGGCGUGGGAGUGGGAGCGGGAGAUGCAGCUCUUCGAGCGGCUGCUGCGCCGCGCCGGCUGCCUGCGCGCCUGCAAGCGCGACCUGCCCGUCUUCCAGCUGCGCUACCCCCCGGCGCAGACGCUGCGCGACUUCCAGCGCCGCCUGCCCUACCAGUACCUGCACUACGCGCUCUUCAAGUCAAAUAAGAUCGAGAAAGCGGUGUCCGCUGCCCACACCUUCCUGCAGAAGAACCCCAAGCACGAGAUGACCUUGAAGUACCUGAACUAUUACAGGACGAUGCUGGACGUGGAUGAAUACCUGGUCGACCUGGAGGCUCGGCCCUAUGAGCCGAUAUUCGUGCGGUCGGUGAAGCUGUACAACAACGGGGAUUUCCGGAGCAGUGCGGCCGACAUGGAGCAGGCACUGACCGAGUACUACAAGGCAUACGAGGACUGCCUGGCCAGCUGCGAGGGUGCCUACGAGCUGCAGGAAUUCAAGGACUUCUACCCCGCCAUCGCAGACCACUUCGUGAGCGUGCUGCAGUGCAAAGUGGACUGCGAGACCGAGCUCACCCCCAACGUGGGUGGCUACUUUGUGGAGAAGUUUGUGGCCACCAUGUACCACUACCUGCAAUUCGCCUACUACAAGCUGAACGACGUGCGGGAUGCGGUGCGCAGUGUCUCCAGCUACAUGCUCUUCGACCCGGAUGACGCCGUGAUGCAGCAGAACUUGGUCUACUACCGCUUCCAUCGCAAGCGCUGGCGCCUGCAGGAGGAGGAUUUUGAGCCCCGGCCGGAAGCUGUGCGGUACCACAACCAGAUGGUCGCCCAGAAGAAGAUGCUGGACUUCGCCAAGGAAUACCUGCAGGCUGACGACGAGAUGGAGGUGGACAGUGGCGAGGGGCUGGAGGCACAGGACCUGCCCUCCGACGGCGAGUUUGAGGGCGAAGGUGACUACGAGGAGGGCUUCUUCGCGGAGUGGUGGCAGGAGCCCAAGACAAAGGGGGACAAAGCUGACCAAGAGACCCUGCGAUGAGCCAGGCGAAGGGGCGCCUGGCCCCGACAGAGCUGGACAGCAGUGGCCCUGCGAUGCCAUCCUGGGGACGCCGGGCUUCAGGCUCCUGCCAGCUGCCGCACAGAAACUUGGGAUGGCGGGGAAGGGCUGAUCCUGCCCGGUGCCCUGCGGCAGGGCUGCCUUUGCCGUCUGGACAUCUGCUGCCCUGAGCGCAGCCCGAUUCCCGUCGGUGGAGCACCAGCACUGCCGAACCUCCCUGCCUGCCCGGGACCCCCUCCCUGCCGCCACCCCUGUCCCCAGUGUCCUCAGGAGCCAGCGGCAGUGCCCCGCAGCACCGGGGUUUACUGUGUCCCUCAGCUCCUCCCCAGGACCUGUGGACAGCGCGCCAGGAUCGGGCCCGUGUUGUCUUGAGAGGUUUGGGGGGCUGCCCCUGCUCUGGGAGCAAUGCACGGUGCCGCUGGAGCAGGGUGUGUGCUGGUCCUGCCCCUCCUGGGGGCUUCUACCCUGGUGCCUCCAGCCCCCCAGCCCACCUGCCAGAGCCUGGGGUCCCUCAGGGGUCCCCGGCCCUGUGUCCCAGUGUGCUGGUGUCCCCAUGCCACCUGGCGAGGCUGCGUCACCCGUGCCCUGCGUGUGCCUUGAGUUUUUGCCACGCCAGCCCUCUGUAGCCUUAAGCUCCGUUAAUUUAAUACUUCCUGACUUGCACAGUCGCUUUUUUUUUUUUUUUUU